Thermochaetoides thermophila DSM 1495 is the source of this 6978-nucleotide messenger RNA. RefSeq lists its product as uncharacterized. Lineage: Eukaryota; Fungi; Ascomycota; Sordariomycetes; Sordariales; Chaetomiaceae. The record is from RefSeq and is a predicted model, not a curated record. Gene Ontology annotation, molecular function: four-way junction helicase activity; 3'-5' DNA helicase activity; nucleic acid binding. Gene Ontology annotation, cellular component: RecQ family helicase-topoisomerase III complex; chromosome; nucleus. The transcript is spliced from 6 exons. Bases 1 to 6978 code for a protein of 2325 amino acids. Gene Ontology annotation, biological process: double-strand break repair via homologous recombination; DNA replication.
AUGCCGCCAACAGACAAACAGUUGCCCACUAGCAGCGGCUCAUCCACUGAGGGAGUGACUGAAGAGCAACGCAGCAACGUUUCGACAGCUCCGAUGUCAACCAAGGAUAAACUAUGGGUGUAUCUGACCGGAAACGUUCGCCCUACCAUCUUGGCUGAAAUCCAGCUCCUUAUUCUCACAUUCUGCAUUGGUCUUCAAGAUGCUGUUUCUUUCCCUGACUUCCAUUGCUUCGCCUCUAAUCAAACUGGCAACACGGUCUUCCUCAUUUUGGCCCUCGUCUUCCCCAAUUUGGAUGGUGACAUCUUCGAGACUCCCAACAUCGGUGUUGCCCUUGGGUUCUUCCUUCUUUCGGCUUACAUUACUGGCCAGCUUGGACAUCUCGUCGGGCCUCGUCGCCGUGCAUGGCUUAUCUUCAGCAACCUUGUGCAGACUGGUCUGGUCUUCGCGGCAGCUGGAGUCCAAUAUUCUCAAUUGGAUGAGAACAACGAACUGCCUGUGAAAGGAACUCGCACUCUCCUUGCCAUCGGUUUCUUGGCCAGCGCCGCGGGAAGCCAGGUCGUGCUCUCGCGAUCUCUUCGCCUGCAGGAGAUCACCACUGCCAUGGCCACCGCCGCGUGGCUGGACCUGGUGAUCGAUCCGAAGCUGUUCAAGCUCCACAACCGCCCGAGGAACAGGAGGGCUGGGUUCUUAAUCAUCUUCAUUCUGGGUAUCUUGGCUGGUGCUUACAUCUUCAAGAGACACAGCUCGCCGGCUGCCCUUGUGGUGUCCGGUUCUGGGAAGGCCUUGGUGACGCUAAUGUUCUUCUUCAAUUCUGCGGAAAAGCCAAAGAGCGGUGAUGAGGAGGCUGAGUCGGGUACCGUACCCGAACCUAAUAAACUUGGCAUUCUUGAGCUGCUGGCACCUGGAAACAUUAGACCAUCCCACCAGGAGCAGACCCCGCCAAGCUCGCAUUUCUCUUCCCCACCUUGGAAGCUGGGCCAGCACCUGACAACGCGUCUCACGUUGGAGCGGGACGCGUCUCGCGGUGGAUUUCCCGGUUUGCAUGGAAAGAUCCCCGCGCAAGCUCGUAUCACAUCCCAAGCCCCUUGGCUCCAGAACCUCUUCCUGGGUUUUGUCGUCACGCUCACUGGACAUUUGCAUGCCCGACUUGCGACGGCGCGCGGUUGCAGGCUGGGACCGCCGUUCGGACUCGACUUGAUGACGAAAAACAAUCUCCGCGAGCAUCUUGGCUGGUUGCUGCAGAGCGUGUCGCGGUCACCGCCGUCGGGUCCCGAGUUUCCUACAGUGCUUGAUGCGGGCGACACCUUCGAGCCCAAUGCCCCUGAUGUCUCGACGAACUCCUCCAGCGCACUUGGUGCGUCUGGCGUGGGAAACCGCAUCGCUCGGCCUGCUGCGAGGUGUCACAACACCACCGAGCCCGCAGCCUCCGCCGAGUCUUUGACGGGGCAACAGUCAUCCCAACAACAUCGCAGGCCUGACCACCAGCCUUCUCGCGCCGCAUCUGCUUUAUCCUUCCAGUCUGGCUCUCACUCGAACCUGCCCUCCAACACCUCCAAAUCGUUUCCCAACACUCGCCCUACCUCUUUUUCCGAUACUCACUCUAAUGCCACACUCUCCACCACACGUCCAGAGCCAAAUCAAGCCGCAUCCAACACUAGGUUGCAAGAUGCUAACGAGAAAUCGCUUAAACGAAAGAUGGAGAGCCGACCUCUAAACACCAGCUUCGAUCGCUCAACACUAGCACCAGGUGUUAAACAACAGCAACCCAUGCCGACCCCGGCACCGACUACUAGCACAACCACGCCAACUGGUCCUGGGCCUUUGCAGAGAGCUUACUCCGACAUGAUCAUCACCCAGAACCCAUCAAAGUUUAGAUCUGAAUCGCCUUUCGCCACUGGUUCUACAAGGCGUGCCUUUCCUGCUGCCCAAUCCGGUAUCGCUGCCGACAUCUCCGUGGGCGACGAUAUCUUAGAGGAUGCUCUGGACCUGACCGAUGCCGAUGCAUUUGAUUCCAGUUCAGUGGCGGCAUUUGGGGAAGAGAGGACAAUGUGGAAAGAGGAUUAUGCUGAACGACCUGAGUCUAUCUCCAGCCGGACACUUAAGGCGAAACGCGACAGUCCCAGGUUGGACACUACAGCAACAAAGCCCAGCUUAUCCAUGCAAGAAGAGUUUCCGGAUAUUGAGGAUUUGAUUUCCCCAUCAGCAGUCCCAAAGCCGACCUCAAGGCCGAAAUACUCGAGUUUUGUUUUCUCCGAUGUCUCCUCAUCAUCUCCAGUCUCUGCAACCGUUACAUCGUUGGCCAAUAAGUCCUCUAUUUCCAUGGACUCGGUCACUCACCAAGGUCAAGAUUUUGGCUCGGUUGCCGGGAGGUCUCGGGCUAGCAUGACUAGGACUCCCUCUCCACAGCCAGAACAUAUCGGGCGGAAGCGAAAGAGCCCUUCAUCUCCUGUUCCGGAUAGGAUUGCAGAAGCCGAUCCAGAGAACUCUGCUUCAGUUCAAGCAAGCAAUAAAACUAAGAGGAGCAGGCAUGAUAUUGUCUGGGACUCAGAGGAUGACUUUGCAAGCCCACCGACAAUCCGAUCAACCAUGGUGAUUGACCCAAGCCCGGAGACCACAAGCAUGGACCAUCGCAUGGAUAUUGAUGAGGCUUCCUUAUCCAUCGCAGAAACUCCAGUGAAGACCUCACGGCUCUUGAAUACUUAUCACGCUGUUUGUCAAGGUGCUGCGUCAGAUAAGCAGACAAUGUCAAGUGAGAGUGUGCUGCCAACCGACAAGAGUGAAGAUACAGACCCUCCUGAAAUAGUCCAUCCCGGGGUAGAUGGGCCAAAAAAGAGCUCGCAAAGCUCUUUGAACCCAGAGAUCAAACAUAAUAGCAAACUAUUGGAGCUCUUCCUCGAAAGACCAUCUGUCUUGGAGAUCAAGCGGCUUUUCAUCAAGGAGCAGCUACGCAAGACUCAGGAGGAUUAUAUGCAAAGCUUACAAAAGCGCACAUCAAAGGAAGAGCGCGAAAAAGCCCGCAAUGCUCGGACAGUAUGGAUGGAGAAGCAAAGAGCACUGGAGGCCAUUCCGGACCUUCUUCAAGCUCACAAGGACCUUCUUGCCCAGCGAGAGGCCCUCGUCACCCAGAUGGUCGAAGCCUUUGCAGAGGGUAAGGACCUCAUGACGGAUGAAGAGCGACUGGACUCUUUGAGUGAGGUUAUCAAGGCCAAAGAAAUCGACAUACUCCAGAAUCUUAUCGCCGCUGGCUUCAACGACCUUGACUUUCUUCAGGACCCCAAUGAUUCCAUUGCUGCCCUUGACUCGCCGCAUAAUGUUCCCGUAGUUCUUGCUACACAACCAUCUCACAAAACUGGCCCCAACCAAUGCAUCUCCAUUCCAGAAUACAAUUCUGAGGUCGUUUCUCAAACGCAGCAUUCGCCGCCGAUCCGACCUCAACAGGCCGAGCCUACACAUCAGGCGCAGCCCAGUCGCCCACGUGCUCAGCCAACUGGAAGUGCCCAGGGUACCGUCGACACACCUGUUCUCCCAUCAGCUCGCGCUUUUUCAGGGACGCAAACCCCAGCAACGAACGACCGGGCUGGAGCUUUCAUCUCCACGAAACAGCCAACCGUUAUCGAAAUUAUUGACGACGAUGACUUUGAGGCCGGUCUUUCAACCCCCAUCGGCACUGAAAAUGUGGCACCCUCAGACAGUGAUGGUGCUUUCCAGCCUCCAGUUCAGGUGUCACAGUCUAGUCCUGUUGCGAGAACUCCGGCUAGGAGCUCUGCGAAAACUUUCGUAAACGCUGCUGAAAAGGCUCCCCAAAUGGAUGAUGAAGAGGACUAUUUUGAUGACGAUGACGAUGAAGAGAUGAUUGCAGCCGUUAAUAGACUGGAGCAACAGCACCAUCGCUCUGCUCUCGCAACUGGCCCUGGAAGUAUUCGGGAACGAUCGGUUUUAUCAGAGUCAUCGGGGAACGCCGGUAUUGUUGCAAGACGACGACCUGCAGCAAACACUGUUCCUCUCCAGCGAAAGGCUCUAAGCAUCAAUCCUGCGUUAAUGGUUUAUCCUUGGUCAGAAGAUGUUCGCCGUGCGCUCAAAGACCGGUUCAGGAUGUCGGGGUUCCGCCACAACCAACUCGAAGCCAUCAACGCUACGCUGGCGGGCAAGGAUGCCUUCGUCCUCAUGCCUACUGGAGGUGGGAAGUCACUCUGCUACCAGCUCCCGGCCAUGGUAAACAGCGGUAAGACCCGAGGGAUGACCAUCGUCGUCUCUCCUCUUAUCAGUUUGAUGCACGAUCAGGUCGAACACUUGAAGGCGCUCAACAUCAGGGCCAACACAUUCAACGGUGAACUGAGAUCGGAUCUACGCUCUCAUAUCCUGAACGUGUUCAAUGAGGAAAACCCAGAGCAUUACAUCCAGCUGCUAUAUGUCACUCCCGAGAUGGUUGUCAACAGCGUCGCGUUCAGGAAAGCCUUAGAAUCGCUGUACCGGAAGAAGAAAUUCGCCCGCCUCGUCAUCGACGAAGCUCAUUGCGUGAGCCAAUGGGGUCAUGAUUUCCGCCCUGACUACAAACAGUUGGGGGAGCUUCGACGCAAGUUUCCGGGAGUGCCCGUCAUGGCCUUGACCGCAACCGCCACCCGCAAUGUCAUUGCAGACAUCAAGCACAACCUUUCAAUGGAGAACUGUGAGGUUUUCUCACAGAGCUUCAACCGCCCCAACCUUUACUAUGAGGUCCGCCAUAAGGGCCCACACUACGUUAGGGAUAUUGGGGAAAUGAUCAUCAACAAGUAUCCUGGACAGAGCGGCAUCAUUUACACCCUCUCGCGGCACGCAGCAGAAUCGACAGCUGCCACACUCAAGGAGAAGUUUCACCUUAAAGUCCGUCAUUAUCACGCUCAGAUCGACCCAAGCCUGAAGGUAGAGAUACAGAAUGAAUGGCAAAGCGGCGAAAUCCAAGUCGUCGUUGCCACCAUCGCUUUUGGUAUGGGAAUUGACAAACCGGAUGUCCGCUUUGUCAUCCAUCAGAAUAUCCCGAAAAGUCUUGAGGGUUACUACCAGGAGACAGGUAGAGCUGGUCGAGACGGACAGGGCUCAGACUGUUACCUCUACUUUUGCUGGCAAGACGUUCCCAUUCUCAGACGGCUGAUCAACAACGACCCAGAGAAGCUGCCCGAAGAGAAGGCUCGGCAGCGUGACCUGCUGAACAACAUGAUCAUGUACUGCGAGAGCAAAUACGCUUGUCGUAGGGUCCAGAUCCUGCGAUACUUUGGCGAGCAGUUCGAUCCGGCUGAUUGCAACAACCUUUGUGACAAUUGUAGGGAGGGCCGAACUGGUGCUGGCGGUUUUGAGAAGGUCGAUGUGACCGAGUCUGCUCUAGCCAUCCUUAAAGCCGUUAAACAUACCAAGGAGGCAACUUUAGGCCGCAUCACCGAGAUUGUCACCCUAAACAGGAAUGUGAGGGCAAAUCAACACAUUGAGGGUGCAGGUGUGUGCAAGGGCAUGCAUUCUUACGAUGUCCAUCGGAUCGUCAUGGCUCUUCAUGCAGAGGAAUCCCUGUCGGACUUUACCCGGGUCAGCCAAACCAACAACGUCCCUAUCACGCUUUUCACUCUUGGCAAAAAUGCCAAAGAGUAUUUCGCUGGCAAGCGUCGACUAGAGCUGGAGGUACCUAGCCGUGGAGUCAAAGCUGCUGCGCCUAAGGGCCGCACCGCUGCGGAGUCGGAAGACGAUCGUAGAUCUACUACUUCGAAAAAUUCACGGGCCAAACGACCUCCUCCGUCAACUAAUGUCUCUUCCCCUGUCACAGCUACGUCGAGAAAGAGAAAAGCAAAAUCGACAACAAGGACUUCCGAGGAUGAUGACGAAGAAGCUUUCGAAGAACACGUGGCCCUUCGGCGGCACAGCUCGGGUUACCAGAGAGAUGGCUUUGUCGUUUCCGAUGAAGAGGCGGAUGAUGUCUCCUAUGAACCGGGUCCUUCUCGUCAUCGGGCCCCUUCGAAACAACGGCAGCAAACACUGGAUGAACUUGGUCCGCCCAUCGCCCGCGAUGAGAGGCUCAGUGAAGCCGGCAUCGACGAUGUCCACCGAGAUGUCGUUCAAGCCUUUGUUGAGAAGGCGAAGGAAGUUGAUGAGACCCUCCGCAACCGAAACGGGUUGCGCCGACCCAUUUUCACGGAUCUUCAGUACCGCGAGAUGGCCAUGCGUUGGACCACCAGCGUUGCGAAGAUGUACACCAUCAGGGGCAUCGACAAAACCAAAGUGGACAUGUAUGGUGCGAAAUUUGCCCCCCUGGUUCAGCGUUUCCAUGACCAGUACAUGGAGAUGAUGGGUCACAAGGCCACUGGCCCUUGGGCUGGGGCCGAUAUUAUUUCCUCGCACCACAAGCCUCGUGAGUUUGUGGACCUUGUCAGCGACGAUGAAGAGUUUGAAAUACCCCCCGAUGAUGCCAGGCGCGGUGUGGUCCAUGACCAGGUAGAAGAGAUAGGCGAUGAGUUCUUCGAGGAUGAUGAGGACUUAGACGAGAUUGAAGAUGACGAGGAGGAGGAGCAACUUGAGUCAUCUCGCUACUUUGCCGCGCCGGACACUGAUCCUUCAGGACCGUCGAUGACACAGGCUGAAGCUAAGAGCGUUGAUGCCUGGCACCGACGCUUCCAGCAGCUCCAGGCUCAGAGUGCCAAGAAAUCAUCGUCGAACGCGAACAAGUCCAAUUACAACAAUAACAACAAUAGCCGGCGAGGCGGCGGCCCCGGCAACAACUGGAACAAGAACGGUGGCGGCAAGGGCAAGUCCUAUUACAAAAAGCGCAACUCUGGCAACCGGAACAGCGGUGGUGGGUCUAGCAGCAACUCCAGCAGUGUCGGCAAGCGUCGCAACAACGCUUCUGGGGCGAACAGCAGCUCUCGCAGCAAGGGUGGCGCUUCGGGUUCGGGAUCGUCUUCGAAGAAGGGUGGGUCUGGAAGUGGCGCUGACAGUGGCAUCAGCACCAUGCCUUACUGA